Papilio polytes (common Mormon) is the source of this 1870-nucleotide messenger RNA. Its product is annotated as zinc finger protein Xfin-like. Gene Ontology annotation, molecular function: RNA polymerase II cis-regulatory region sequence-specific DNA binding; DNA-binding transcription factor activity, RNA polymerase II-specific. NCBI's taxonomy places the organism in Eukaryota, Metazoa, Arthropoda, Insecta, Lepidoptera, Papilionidae. Bases 268 to 1575 code for a protein of 435 amino acids. Gene Ontology annotation, cellular component: nucleus. The transcript is spliced from 6 exons. Gene Ontology annotation, biological process: regulation of transcription by RNA polymerase II. The record is from RefSeq and is a predicted model, not a curated record.
GGCUUUGCACUGCUUUACAUUAUAAAGAAAUAACUAUUAACCGAUAUCUCUUAACAGUGAUAUUUUAAAUCUUUUAAUAUUUUUCAUUUUCUGAGUACGACUUUAUUGAUCGGGAAAUUAAAAAUAAAGCAUUGUGUCAAUCUGACGUUUUGUGAUUCACCAUAGUUUUUAAUUUUUUUCUUUUUUUGAACGAUUCUAUUUUUUUAAUUAAAAAAAAACAAACGCCUCUCUAUUGUCUGACGGUACGGAUAAAAUUUUGUUUUAAAGAUGUCUACUCCAGUUAGAACUGUAAAUAUUGUACCAAUGCCUAAGAUUAGGAAAGAGAUCUCUGAUGAUGAAGAUGAGGACACCGUGGCUUGUCAGAUCUGCUACAAGAAUUUUGUGAGCGAAGUAGCGUUGAGGAACCAUGCUCGGAUGGAACACACUGAGAUAUAUAUUAAUGGAGAUCCAGCAUUAUGGACAAUGACAACUCCUAAAACACGAUCACAACCUAAAAUAGAAGAAAGAAGUAUAGAAGAGAAAACUAAAGAGUUAAUAGCAUCAAUGACUCCGACAAGUAUAACUAAAUUAGCCUCGGAAGAUGUCAGUUAUAUUAUAGUGAAAUCAGAAGACGGCCCAGAAGAUAAAGCUCCGAAGAAGAAGAAAGUGGAAAAGAUCGAGAAGGAGAAAAUUGAGAAGCAGAAAGUUAUGACUCCAAAGAAAGAGAGAGACCCGCAGCCUAUUACUGGUCCAUUCGAGUGUCUCCAACCUUCGACCCUGGUGGCAGAAGGAACCUGUCACCAGAUAUUCUUCUCAUGCUGUGAGUAUUCCGCUCACUUCAGAGAUGAGCAUACAAGAAGAAGGAAAGGUCUUCGCUGUCAAGUUUGUGAGAAACCUUUAAAUGCUGUUGUAGACCCUCAAGCUUUAUACAGUUGUGGGGUAUGUGGUAUAGGUUUUCAAACCAACAAGGAAUUAUCCGAUCACAGUAGUCAAGCACAUGUCAAAUUAAAACCAUUCGAAUGUACAAUAUGUCAUAAAAGAUUCACACAACAAGGUGGUUUGCAACAACACACACGUAUGCACACAGGUUAUAGGCCGUUUUCAUGCACAAUAUGCACAAAAACAUUCACACAGAAAUCGGGUUUACAGCAACAUUUCAGAAUACAUACGAAAGUUAGACCGUACCGUUGCGUUAUUUGCAAUAAAACGUUCUGUCAAUCUGUACAUUUGAAACAACAUAUGAGAACACAUACAAAUGUAUCUCCAUUCCAAUGUGGUAUCUGCGAUAAGAGAUUCAAACAAAGUAGCCAUUUAAACUAUCAUUUGAAAUACCAUAAUCCAGCAACGAUGACGGAAGAACAGAAGAAGAAAUACGAAGAGUUGGUCGGUUUGAUAGGAAAGAACCCGGUUGAAAGUGAGAACCCAGUUGAAUAUGAGAACCCUGUUGAAAGUGAAAACUCAGUUGAAUGUGGGAACCCAGUUGAGUUGUGUGAACCCCAGUUGGGUGAUGAUAAGAUUGAAUCGUCAGAUGAACCUUGGUGUGUUACUUUUGUAGACCCAAGUAAAUUUACGGAGGACUCUAAUUAUUCAACUUAGGAGGGUUUUUGUACUUAAUGGAAGUUUUUACUUAACUUGGGAGGGAUUUUUAUGUGAAAUUUGUCACCUUGAGUUGGUUUUUUACCAAAUGUUAUUAUUUUUCCUAUUGUUUAUUGUAUUUUUAUAUAUUUGAUGUUAAAAAUUCUAAGUUUGAAAUUAAAUUUUAGUUGUUUUCUACGAUUUUUCAGUCUUGUUGUAAAUUCUUUGCAAUAGUUAAAAUUAAUGUAAUCGAAGAUGCAUAAAAUUUAGUACUAAAUAUAUUUUAUAAGAGAUAGUGUAGUUUUCUAAUUUUGAA